Messenger RNA from Uncinocarpus reesii 1704, 1764 nucleotides. RefSeq lists its product as uncharacterized. The transcript has 3 exons. Gene Ontology annotation, cellular component: Swr1 complex; NuA4 histone acetyltransferase complex. Gene Ontology annotation, biological process: DNA repair; negative regulation of transcription by RNA polymerase II; chromatin remodeling. Lineage: Eukaryota; Fungi; Ascomycota; Eurotiomycetes; Onygenales; Onygenaceae. Gene Ontology annotation, molecular function: transcription corepressor activity. The record is from RefSeq and is a predicted model, not a curated record. The coding region runs from base 1 to 1764 and encodes 587 amino acids.
AUGGCGGCCGCAGACAUUCGCGAUAUGCUGGAUCUUCCCCAAGAGAGCCAGCCCAGACCAGCCAAAAAGCAGAAAAUCGCAGAACCUAAACGGCCCGAAGGUUACAAUCGAGAGCUAUAUGCGCUGCUUGGAGACAAAGCUCCUCCAAUCGCCUUGACUGAAAAUAAAUACAAAGGCCGGAGAAAAUGGGCAAGCAAGCUUAAAGUGAGGCCGUGUGCGAAUAGGGCUUAUUUCAUUUCGCAACUUAGGGAAAUCGCCGCUUUCACCAACGCCGCUAGAUCUGACAACCUUGUUUUACGCCACUGGCAGAGAAAGGCUCCUCCUAAGAACCUAACACCGACCGGAGAACCUCCAGAUACAGAUAUCAACGGUGCCAACAAGGAGACGCUGCAGGCGGACACGAAAGCAGAGGAGUACUCUUUUGCCAAGUAUAAUGUCAAGCCCCAGAUACCGCGCAGAUAUACGGACGAAGAAUAUGACAAGUACCUUCAAAGUGAUUUUUGGAGACGAGAAGAAACAGAUUAUCUGAUGGACCUCGUCGAGGAAUUCGAUUUGAGAUGGGUCCUCAUAGCAGACCGUUAUGACUAUCAACCCAAAAUUCCUGAAUCCGAAUCGAAUUCAACAGCGUUAGUAGCCGCGUCUAAACCACGAACAAUGGAGGAGAUGAAAUCACGAUAUUAUACUGUUGCUGGGAAGAUGCUGGCGAUCGAGCACCCUCUUUCUGAAAUGUCACAGUCAGAAUUCAACCUUUACGAAACGAUGAUGAAAUUUAACCCGGAGCGGGAAAGGCAACGCAAGGAGCUGGCCAUUGUACAAUUCGAUCGAAGUAAAGAAGAAGUUCAAGAGGAAGCAUUGUUACUCGAAGAGUUGAAAAGGAUCGUGGCACAGGAGCAGAGCUUCAUCGAAGAACGCAAGGAGCUUUAUGCUCGUUUGGAUGCUCCUAUGAGCACUAGCAACACCACAAUGUACCAGUCCAGUCACGGCUUGGCACAACUGCUACAAUCUCUCCUACAGGCAGAUAAGAACAAGAAGCGCCGCUCGCUUCUCGGCCCAGAGCAAGGUGCACCCAGUCCAGUAGGCCAAGCGGCUGCCCAAAGUGGCACCCAGAGCGCCCGCGAGAGCCGUCCAGAGACCCCAGCGGCAACCUCAGCACAAUCAACCAAGAAAGGCGGCGCAGCGGCGGCAGCCCAACAACCCAGCAUCCGAAUUCUCACCCCGGCUGAAGAAGCCAAAUAUGGUGUAUCCCACCACGAUCGCCUCACCUCUGGGGUCCAGUUCCGCAACGAUAAAGCCCAAAAGCUCACACAGGCAAAAUCAAACAUUCAAUCACAGAAGAUUGCGGCGGCGCUUACGGAACUAGACAUUCCGCCACGCUUAUUUAUGCCCACGGAAAAGGUGUGUAAGGAAUUCGAGAAGCUGAUACAGUCCGUGAAUGUGCUGCUCGAUGCGAGGAAGUUCGCCGAGAAAGUUGAAGCAGAAAUCCGAAUAUUGGAGGCUGCUAAAGAGGAGAGGGAGCGGAAGGAACGGGAGAAAGACGGAAUACAGCAUGUCGAGGACGAACCAUCAAAUACGGAGCAGGCGCAAGUUACAAACGCCGUAGAGAGCGACAAUCCAAACGGCGCGCAACAACUCGAUGACUCAAAAACCACGGAUAUGGAGGAUGCUGGAGCUGCGACAAAAAAUCCCAACGGUGUCUCCCAUAAACGCAGCGCCAGUGUUCUCAGUGCUAUGAGCGAGAGGAGCACUAAAAAGCAAAAGAAAUGA